CUUGCCAACACUAGAACAGCACAUGCGAUGGCAGCCGCACAACAAACCGAUUUCCAAAAGAAUUUUCGCUUAAUUGUCGAGAAGAUCUUCAACCACUGGCAAGAUCUCCGGUUGGCUGUUGAGCAUGGCAUGGGUGGACGCAAUGGACAGCAGGUGGCCAUCGAAAUCAUGGACUACACCUACCAGUACUGUGUAUCCAAUGAAAACAUCACCCAAGGUGAGCUGCAAGAGGUCCUGGAGGAACUGAUGGACCAGGAGUUCAACACCCUGUGCGACGACGACUCCAUUCCGGAGAUCUGCAGGAAUCUACUGCGUUACAAGCUUCUGGCCCAACAGAAUCAAUAUCCUCAAAUUGAGACUGAGCUAAGCAAACUUCCUGCUGGCAAGGAGUGGCUGCGUCCGGAUGUGAAGAUCACUUACACACCAAUUGAAGGUGAUUCUUCCUCCGAUGAUGACAUGGAUGAGGAUGACGAGGAGGAUGAUGAAAUGGGCGAGGACGAGGAGGAUGCUCCCACAAGUAGUGGGAGGAUGACCCGCUCACAGACCCGCAAACAGCAAGCCCAGGAAUUCGUGGAGCCCGAAGAGGGCUGGACCACCGUGCGAAGAAAGUGAUUUGCUUGUUCGAAAAUUAAAGCCCCGUUUAGUUUUUUAGUUGUAA
Drosophila ficusphila is the source of this 658-nucleotide messenger RNA. RefSeq lists its product as uncharacterized. The transcript has 2 exons. The coding region runs from base 28 to 612 and encodes 194 amino acids. Gene Ontology annotation, cellular component: nucleus. Lineage: Eukaryota; Metazoa; Arthropoda; Insecta; Diptera; Drosophilidae. Gene Ontology annotation, biological process: maturation of SSU-rRNA from tricistronic rRNA transcript (SSU-rRNA, 5.8S rRNA, LSU-rRNA). The record is from RefSeq and is a predicted model, not a curated record.